CCUUCUUCCACACAUCACCGCCAUUAUUAUUCAUUGUCCUCUCUGCAACUCACCCACUCUUCUUCUCCCUCUUCCCUUUUCUUCUCCCUCUUCCCCUCCUCCACAACUAUAAAACAAAAGAAAGGGAAGCUAAUUGAGAUGAUGCAGCUGGGGAAGCGGCCGCGGCCUGAUAUGGCGAUGAGGAGAACCACCAGCAUGACCGGAAUCACCGUCGUCGUCGAUUCUCCCCACCCGCCGCCGCCGCCGCCGUCCGAUUCGCCGAUCAACGGCGGCGGCCCACACAACGCCGUCGAUCCGUCGACGACGGUGGAGAAUCAUUACUUAGCGAGCAUGGUUUCGCCCAGGAAUAAUCAUAAUCAUAACCAUCCCCAGCUCCACAAAUUGAGAAGCGUGUCGAUGGAAUCUCAUUUCUUGAGGACCUGCGGUCUCUGCCAACGCCGCCUCGCUCCCUCCAACGACAUCUACAUGUACAGGGGAGAUACGGCGUUCUGUAGUCUAGAGUGCAGAGAGGAGCAGAUGAAGAAGGAUGCGAGGAAGGAGAAGUAUCAACAGCGCAGUAAACUAGCCGCGGUUACGAAUUCUUCUAGUAUGAUGAACAAGGACGAUAUUAUCACGAUUGGAGGUGCUCAUCAUCCUACUUCAUCUCCGGUUCCCACUUCUACAUCGUAGCUAGGUCACCUCUCGGGAAGUCAUCAUAUCGUUCUCUCCGUCCUCUGUUGGACAUAUUGCGGUCGAGUUUAUAAUAUAAUACUUUUACUCGAUCGAACGAUCGUUCUUGUUUCGAGGAUCGAAUCUGUUGAGUCGUGAGAGUGAGAAUGAGACUGUGAGCUCGAAGAGCGAAAAGAAAAAAAUUUCAAAAAAAAAGUUAUGGAGGGUAUAAGAAAGAACAAGAUCUGAAUCCCUUGUUUUCGAUGUUAAACCGAUCAUGUGAUGCCUCUUUUCUAUCUGUAUUUUGCCUUCUCCUAGAGUUUUUCUUAGAGGGUUUUGUGAAGAGAUUGAAGGGGGGAAAGGGGGUGAGGAAGAGUUUUAUGAAUGUCAACUAAGUAUGUAUGAAUAUGUAUGAGAAGUUUGUAGAUCUUGUAAGUGUAUGAAGGUUUCUCAGCCUUUGAGACCAAAUGUAUAUUAUCUUCAUAUAUUUUGGAAUGAAGGGAUGGCGAUUGGCGAAAUGAUGAGAAAUUUGAGUAUCUCUUUCGAGAUUAUAUUGUAGGUUGAAUAUGUUUAUUUGUUCAUAUACUUUUGGUUUGCAUCACUUUUUUAUGCCAU
Molecule: messenger RNA, 1263 nt
Organism: Linum tenue
Lineage: Eukaryota; Viridiplantae; Streptophyta; Magnoliopsida; Malpighiales; Linaceae
Source: the annotation of a GenBank genome assembly